Molecule: messenger RNA, 1142 nt
Organism: Geodia barretti
Lineage: Eukaryota; Metazoa; Porifera; Demospongiae; Tetractinellida; Geodiidae
Source: the annotation of a GenBank genome assembly
UGCAAAAAAAAAUCCAAAACGCUGGAAAAAAGGCCAAAAAAUAAAUGGGUUUGGGUGGAAAAACAUAUAAAACUUAAAAAAACCUCUUGGCGCUGGUGUCCAUGGUAGCGUUUUCCAAUAAAAUGGUGAAUACACGAAUGGGUGGACAAAUGCAAAUUGCUGAAAGGCCCCAAAUAUCUAUGAAUAUUUUUAAGGUGGCCUUUUCUUAAGAUAAAUUCUCCUGCGCAAGAAAGUCAACAGUGUCAACUGAGUCAAAGCCUAUAUGUAAAUGUGAAUGGGAAAAAUUCUCAUAAACAUUGAGGUGAAUGAGGAUGCCAAUGUUUGCAAAACUUUCAACAAACCUUUGUAUAAACGAAUGGUCUUUAACAUCAUCAACCAAAUUAUACCUGCAAUAAUUCCCAUGGAGUUUGAAUUAAAGGCAACCCUAGAUAUUACUGCAGGGUUGGAGUUAAAAUUAUGUGAUAAUUUAGGACAUGUAACAACUAGUUUGAAAGUUACAGCAGCUGGAAGUGUUAUGGUUGAGGCGAAUGUUAAUGUUGUACAUCUGAUUGUGGCCAAGGUUGGCCUCGCAACAGAAGGACUCUUGAACUACCAGCUUCACACUGGAUUGGAUACCACCUUCUUCUACACCAACGACCUAAACUAUUCAAUUGAUACCCCUACUACACUCUAUAAGACGCUGGAAGGCAGCAAGAUAACAGUGUAUCCCUAUUUUGCAUGGAGGGGAUGGUGUGGAUGGUUGGUGUGCAUAGGAGAUGAGGCAUUUCAAAACAAACAAAGGUUGGAGUCCUUUACGUGGACUCUUUACAAAUAUGAGCCUACACCUGACAAUGAUCAAUGUUAAUAAGAGAGAUGAACUGUGAGUAGCUGAUAACUAUGAUGGUUGUCAUAAGUUAGUUGUAUCACAUUAUACAACUCAACAUGCAUCCUGAUUUUUUUAGUGUUAGCUAGUUACACUUAUGCACGGUUGGAUUGUGUUUGUAUUAAUAGGACUAUAAUAUACACUUAUGAUGGUCAAUACACUCAAGGAGUAUGAACUUGCCAGAGGAAGUAAUACCGCUAUUAUAACUGAUCAUGACGCAUCAAUGCAUUUGCUUUGCAACAAUGAUUACGUACAUCAAAGGGUAUAGGUUGUGGUAUAG